AGUUGAAAGAAAUAGUCCCUGCUGCCGUAGGUCAAAAUUGAUCCAUUCACCGUCGAAGUGAUCUAUUAGAUCUGUAAAACUUCAAAUUUGAAUCAGAUUAGGGAUUCAGCUUCAGAUUGCACACGAGAAUGAGGAAUUUGGAGACACUGUCAAUCGUUGUAGUGCUGGUCCUGUUGCUGGGGUCGAAUUUCGGCGGUGCCGUAGCAAAGCCUAAAUCCGCAUCUGAUUUCGUGAAGAAGACUGUUUCUUCUCAUACCAUCGCGAUUUUCUCCAAAUCCUACUGCCCAUACUGCAGAAGGGCCAAAGCUGUCUUCAAGGAAUUGAACCAGGAGCCAUUCGUCGUUGAACUUGACGAGAGAGAUGAUGGCAGAGAUAUUCAGGAUGCUUUGAUCGAGCUUGUCGGGAGGCGAACAGUACCUCAGGUUUUUAUAAACGGAAAGCAUCUCGGAGGCUCUGAUGACACUGUCGACGCAUACGAAAAUGGAGAACUGGCGAAGCUUCUAGGCAUCGAGAGUGAAGGCGACGAGGAACUUUAAGGUGCUUGCAAAUUGAUUUCUACGGCACACAGUUACCCGGUAAGCAGUAAACAUUCGUAACAUUUUAUUCGAUUCGAUUCGAGGCAGUACAAAACAAUGUCAGGGUUAUUACCCCUUUUCUAAAAUGGCUCACUUCUAGUGCCUUCAAUUUUAAGGAUGUCUGAUCGAUUGUAUUUACACUUUUACAUAUAUUCAUAUUGAAAGUUUUGGGUACCAUGCUUUUCAAUA
Andrographis paniculata is the source of this 764-nucleotide messenger RNA. RefSeq names its product glutaredoxin-C4. Bases 129 to 536 code for a protein of 135 amino acids. Gene Ontology annotation, molecular function: glutathione disulfide oxidoreductase activity. The record is from RefSeq and is a predicted model, not a curated record. Gene Ontology annotation, cellular component: cytoplasm. Gene Ontology annotation, biological process: cellular response to oxidative stress. The transcript has 4 exons. NCBI's taxonomy places the organism in Eukaryota, Viridiplantae, Streptophyta, Magnoliopsida, Lamiales, Acanthaceae.